UGCCCAGUUAAAUUUGUACAGGACGCUGAUUCCCCGACCGGAAUAUGUUCACCACCGAAUCCUGCCCUUGAGUUUAACACCCGUUGCACCUUUAAAUGUUAUCUUGGGUACCGUUUGAGAGGUUCCCGUGAACGACGUUGUCAAGCCGACAAAACAUGGUCUGGGACUCCACCAACUUGUGAACGAACUGAUAAAUUGGCUAACAGGCGGAUAAUAUCUUCAAAAUCACUAGAAUGUCUGAUAAGUCCCGUAUUAAGAGAAAUUUAUGUCUAUGUAUUACUGGUUUUGCUAUUUUUACGUUUCCUCAACACAGAUACUCGUCCACCAGUUUUUAAUUGUCCGCCCAAUCUAAAAGUAAACACUCUGAAAGGAAAGUCAACAGGGAAAGUCGCGUGGAGUGUUCAGGUUUCUGAUAAUUCAGGUGAUGUGGAUCCAAAUGCAGUGAUUAAGAUUGAGUCAAAUCACAAAUCAGGGCAGGAACUUCCUAUUGGGGUCACCGCAAUUCGCGUGACUGCUAUUGAUCAGGCCGGGAACGAGGCCAUGUGCACUUUCGCGGCUGAAGUCAUAGAUCUAGAACCACCGACUUCUAGUUUCUGCCCUAGCGACAUUGUGAAAGAGGCCAAAAGUCAUAGAGAAAGGGUGAGUUGGAACCUACCAGUAUGUUCAGACAAUUCUCAUUUGCCUCCAAUCAUUUGGUCUAACCGAAAGCUUGGAGACCUCUUUAGAGCUCCAGGAAAAUAUAAGAUCCAACAUACAGUCAAGGAUUUCGACUUCGAACAACCAAACAUCUAUACUGGAUGCUCUUUUAUGAUAACCUUGAAAAGGACAAAAUGCCCUAUGUAUCUUCCCCCAAAGAAUGGCGCUCUUGUUUGUUUGAAUUAUGGUGACGGUUCUGAGAGAUUCUGUCAAGUUGCUUGCAAACAAGGAACCGAUUUCGUGACCAACCCUUCCGUUUUGUACGUAUGUCUCGAUAAUGGAGAGUGGCUUCCUUUGGCUUAUCUUCCCAACACGAGUGGAAAACUACCGUGGCCAGAUUGUGCGAGUAGUCGUUUCGUUGUUUGUGUUUCGGGGGGAGCUGGCCCUUCGACGAUGAAGACAUUUGGCGGUGGAAUAUCCGAGUUUUUUUAUAAUGCAAAUCAAAAGCCUUCUGAAGUGGAAAGGGAGCUGAAAGACAACUUAUUAAAGUUGGCUCGAGGCAGUUUAGUUUCCCCUUUUUAUUGUGAGAAUAAGAGUUAUUGUAAGUCGGAAAAUGUUCGCGUAUACGUGUAA
Messenger RNA from Pocillopora damicornis (cauliflower coral), 1269 nucleotides. RefSeq names its product sushi, von Willebrand factor type A, EGF and pentraxin domain-containing protein 1. Lineage: Eukaryota; Metazoa; Cnidaria; Anthozoa; Scleractinia; Pocilloporidae. The record is from RefSeq and is a predicted model, not a curated record.